AUUCUUGACAUCUUCGGAUUCGAGGAUAUCGGUGCGCAGUGGAACUCAUUUGAACAACUUUGUAUUAAUUAUGCAAACGAGCAUCUGCAAGCUUAUUUCAAUCAACAUAUUUUCCAGUUUGAACAGAGCAAACCCUAUGGGAUCUUACGACUGAUCGAUGAGGAGAGUAACAUCAAUAACGGAACCGAUGAAUCGAUGUUGGAUAAGCUGAAUUGCUUUUUGAAGAAUAACGAAUACUACGAGAUACCACAGAAACGAGAAUCGGCGUUUACUGUGGCUCAUUAUGCUGGCAAAGUGAAAUAUCAGAUUGCGGGUUUUCGUGAGAAGAAUAAAGAUCUCAUGCGGCAGGAUGUUCUUAUGACAAUCAAGAAAAGCAAAAGCGCAUUUGUUCGAGGAUUAGUCGGUGAUGAUCCAGUUGCGGUGUUCCGGUGGAACAUGAUCCGAGCAACAUUUCAGGCAGUGAAUGCUUUCCGGCAGGCUGGUAAACUGAUGGCAAAAGCAGAUAGCAUGGAACAUCUGAAUUUGCCUCAAAGUGCCAAUGCAACACUAAAGCGAGUUGGCUCGGACGUACAUCUCAGUGCAUUCUUGCGUGGUGAAAUAACGCCCGAAUUAGUACCCGAUUUCUGCGACACAUCGUUUUUCAAAACGAUCGCUACGCAUGCACGCAAGCCGCCCGGAAUGCAAGCCGAAGAUCGACACAGCGCCUUGAAGACUUUACAGUGUGCUGUUUUCAUCGUUUAUACCCAAAAACUUGCUUCAUUUUAA
This is a messenger RNA of Gongylonema pulchrum, 765 nucleotides long. NCBI's taxonomy places the organism in Eukaryota, Metazoa, Nematoda, Chromadorea, Rhabditida, Gongylonematidae. The record is from the annotation of a GenBank genome assembly.